Symbiodinium necroappetens is the source of this 939-nucleotide messenger RNA. NCBI's taxonomy places the organism in Eukaryota, Dinophyceae, Suessiales, Symbiodiniaceae. The record is from the annotation of a GenBank genome assembly.
AUGCGUCCGUACGCCAUGCGCAGGCGCAUCACCCGCGUACUCGAAGGCGCCAUUGUAUCCAAUAUGUUUUUUGAACCCUCGACGCGAACUCGUGUGUCAUUUGGGUCCGCAUUUAAUCUCCUGGGUGGUCAGGUCAGAGAAACGACUGAAGUGAAAUCUUCUGCGCUGGCGAAAGGAGAGUCGCUAUAUGACACGGCCCGUGUGCUGUCUGGUUACAGCGAUGUCAUUGUGAUGCGGCAUCCUGAGCCAGGUAGCGUGGCAGAAUUUGCUCAGGCCAGUCGUGUGCCGGUGAUCAAUGGCGGUGAUGGUCCAAACGAACACCCCAGUCAGGCCCUGCUCGAUCUAUACACGAUGCGUCAGGAAAUGGCCGGACGUGGGCGGGGUCUGGAUGACCUGCGUAUUGCGCUGAUUGGUGAUCUGAAAUACGGUCGCGCUGUGCAUUCUUUAUGCAAGUUGCUGGGGCUCUAUAAAAACGUCACUUUGCACUUUGUCUCUCCCCCUGAGCUGGAUAUACCGCCUGAUAUAGCUGCGGAAUUGAAGGCUAAGGGUCACCGUAUAGAGAGUUUCCACGAGUUAGAACAGGGUAUUCACGACGUCGACAUUCUUUAUGUGACGCGGACCCAGGAGGAACGUUUUCCGUCUCAACAGGAAGCAGAUAAAUAUCGUGGCCUAUUUCGGCUCAAUCAAUCUGUUUACACACAGCACUGUGAACCUAACACGGUGAUUAUGCACCCUCUGCCCCGGGACUCUCGCUCCGAAGCGCAGGAACUGGCUGAUGAUUUGAAUCAGAAUCCCAAUCUGGCUAUUUUCAGGCAGACCGACAACGGUGUACUGGUGCGGAUGGCACUAUUUGCGCUGGUGCUGGAUGUUGUGGAACAAGUAGAUGAUCACGCCAAACCCGUCACCUGGUUUACUGCGAAGCGCAGAGAGGCGUUAUAA